AUGCUGCGUCGGGUGUGGCAGCGAGCAGAUCGGUCCUCGCCACGCGCUUCGGCGCUGCGUCCGCGCGCGCGGUCGCCAGUCAAUCAGACGCUGCCGGAAAAAACGCUCCGCAGUCCGAACCAAUUGAACGUUUUAUUGUCCAAUCAAACGCCGCCCACGACUUUUGUAGCCACUUGUUGCGCGUUGCGCGCCAUUGACGAGACAGCGCUAUUGGUGACGAUUGACGUCCGGACGUGGAACGUGGCACUGCAGCGACGACCGGAGGCUCAAGGCGAACGCGUGGCAGCGGAGCUCUUGGGUCUAAUCGCGAGUUGUAGUUGCGAAAAUGCAAGUGAGCUCUUGAGACAGUUGAAGCGGAGAUACGGACCGCAAUUUGUAGCCCGCGUGCUCGUAGCCGUGGUCAAUGGCUGUGCCAAUAUCAAGAUGUUUGCAGCUGCUCACGAGCUGCUGCUGUAUCAGCAGACGUUGUGGUCGGAGAUUCGCUCUGGUACUACUACUACUACAGACGAGACGUUGACGACGGGGUGGAGCGAGCAGAGUAAAGCGCUGAUGCCGCCAUCAGUGGUUGGCCACUUGAUGGCCAAGAUGACGCACAGGAAAAAGCACGGUCAAGUGCUGGCGCUUGCACGCGCGUAUUUUGCUAGUGCUGCGUUCGAUCCAGGAACGUGCCGUGCAGCAGGAGGCAAGGUGGAGAGAGUGAGGACACGAGUGCUCCAGCGAGGCUUUGGAGCUGCGAUUCACUGCUGUGUAAAGAUUGAUGAAUAUUCGCUGGCGUUGCAUUGUUAUGAAGUGAUGGAAAGCACACGAGAGAGGCUCGCUUGUGCUGGGGACGGCUUACCGGUGGACGACGCGAUCGACGAAGCUGCAGAGAGGGUUGGUAUCGUGGAUGAAGUGCUGCUAGCUGAUGAAAAUAUAUACGUCAACGUGUUGAAAGCAUGUAUGGAGAUCGAGGAUUUCUCCGCGUUUAAAGACGCGUUCCGCGGGAUGGUAGCUAGAGGUGUGGCUCGUAGUGCUGGAUUCUGGUCAGCGAUUCGUUAUUGUCACAAGCAUUUGGAUCCAGUGUUUCAUGAAGAAGUGUUGGACGGGACCGGGACAAGCCAAGGAGCUGUUCUCGCAAAUGCUGAACAACUCGUCGAUAGUGCCCGGCAUAUUACGAUGCUUGAGAUGGUGGAGAGUCAGUGCAACGCCUCGAUCGAGGAGGCGUUUCAUCUCAUGGACGUGUUUCUUGAGUGGAAGCGAACAUCGAAUCUUCAGGUGUUCACAUCGCUGCUGUCCAUCUACAUGCGCCGUCGUGAAGUAGGCAAUGCUGUUGCGCUCAUUGGUGCGAUGGAAGAGUAUGGUAUCGUUCAGGAUGUGAAGGCAUUCACGACUGUGGCGUUCAUUCAUGCAUCUCGCGGUGACUUGAAGGCUGUGGAAGACGUGUUACGAGACAUGGCUAGUGAAGGUGUUGCUACCGACAGGAUGUUCUUUGACUACGUCCUCAACGCACUGUACGGGUCGUGCGGUAUCGACAUGUGUUUCUCGCUCUUGCGUGAGCUGAGUGCAAACGAGCUGGCGAUUCCAGACGGGCUGUACAUCUCGCUAAUUGAUCUCGGUACCACGAUUGGUUUGAUUGAGCGCACGGUGCAUAUUGCGUACAACAUGGAGUGCGAAGGCUACCAUCUCUCAUCGACGCAGUUGUACGCGUUGAUAAUGCGUUGUCACUCGGACGGCGAGAUUUCGGAGUUUGUGCGGACGUUUGUGCUGUUACACCAGGGCGUGCCGCCCCAGACUCCGCGCUUUGAGGUGGAAAUGUAUGAAGAUUUGAUAUCGGUGCUGACGCAAUUCAAUCGCAAAAACGAAGUCCCGAAAGUGCAGGAGCUGGCUAGAUCAGUGGGGUACACUGAUUUGCUUGUUUAA
Peronospora matthiolae is the source of this 1899-nucleotide messenger RNA. The record is from the annotation of a GenBank genome assembly. Lineage: Eukaryota; Oomycota; Peronosporomycetes; Peronosporales; Peronosporaceae.